Messenger RNA from Eremomyces bilateralis CBS 781.70, 1298 nucleotides. RefSeq lists its product as uncharacterized. The transcript has 4 exons. Lineage: Eukaryota; Fungi; Ascomycota; Dothideomycetes; Eremomycetales; Eremomycetaceae. The record is from RefSeq and is a predicted model, not a curated record. Bases 220 to 993 code for a protein of 257 amino acids.
UGGGCGACUGAGCGACUGAGCAGUUGAGCAGUGCGCGCCUCGCCUCCCCACAUUCGCUUUGAUCCACCUGUGCUCCUCGGCCGCCAAGAAGUCAUUGCGGGAAUGGCUCGUUGACCCACGGUCAUCCCAACCACACCUACGACUUCAUUCAUCCAACAAUAUUUCGGGAAAAAAGGCCGUUUAGAAGACAGACGAGUUUCUCUUAGGCAGGAACUCGCCAUGGCUUUCUCGAGCGGCCUAGGCGACGGCGCCGACAACAUGCGUUACCCUCCCCAAUCGCCCGAUCGCGAUUCGUCCUUCUCCACCUAUACCUCCUCCAACCUUCGUGGCAUUGGGACCCAGAUGCAUACGCAAACCUCCCAGCCUUCGACCAUGGCCGAUCCACGAGCGAGCCUCCACCGAAGGUUUACCACCAACACCAUCACGACGCUACCUACGCUGUCGUCACUUUCAUUGAGCCCUUUGUCGCCAAUUGGGCAGCAGCGCAGACAGGCGGCCGAGCAUAUUGAUGUACUUUCAUCGGCAUUCAAUACCAAAAUCCAAGCAUUUGACAAGAAGAAGGCUGAACAAGCGUUCCUUCGCGAGCAGCGACGAAGAUUCCAGUCUGAAAUGGACUUCUUCGAUCGCCAGUCAGGACAAGACGAUGACAUGUUCCGUCAGCAAGACUCGGAGUUUGGGACCCUCCUAGGUCCGCAGAGUGAACCCACCACUCCUCCCGAGUUGAGAGAGAGCAAUGGCUUCGCCUCCUACUCGCGUGGAACGCGGUAUUCUCUGUCCGGGUCCAGCAUGAGUUCCGCCUUAGGAUUCGGAACACCGUUCUCGUCCAUGGCCACACGCUCGGGAUCCCAAGCUUUCAUCCCUCCGCAGACUCAGUCGAUGAUGUCGCAUAAUCCGUCCAAAUCGGUUCCCGGAUCGCGACGUAACUCGGAAGAGGAGGAUGAGGUUGAGCAUGAACUCCCAAUGUUAAACGCCCAUUCUGGAACCAAAACGUGAGUCGAGCUUUGCUGACAGUUGCUGAUUUAUUCUCAGAGUCGUUUUGCUUUUGCAUUGCAGUCGUUUUUGCGGAAAUCACCUGAUACAGUCACGUUGCGGCCUUGGAGCGUUGCAUGUGUGAAUUGUGUGUGUGUUUUGAUUUCGCACAUCAAAGUGAAUUUCGUCCGCUCUUCGCAUCUUUUCUUCUCACUUAGCCACGUCUCACCUCGCAUAUCACAUCACUCAACCAUUUUCAUUUUUGCUUCUCCAAAACAGCUGUACUUCAUCUUCCCGACUGAGUUCUUAUUGCCAAAAGACCUUUGUCG